AAGUGGGAGGCAGAGCCAGUGACCAAGGCAUUAAAGCAAGUUGGAUUUAGAGGCUAAAACUGGAAACGCUGCACAAGUUUUUGUUUCUCUCUCCCUCUCUCUCUCUCUUUCUGGUGCUUUUGUAACUUUGGAGAAGCCGGUUGCUUCAGGAUGAAGUUGGCUGUCUUGUGUCUGUGCUUCCUGCAUUUGGCAUUUGUGAGCUCCAGACUCUUUGCCCGUAACAAUCUCCAACCCACCCACAGCAGGACCCAGGCUGCACAGAGCACAGGGUCAAGAAACCAAGGCAGACUGAGACCUCUGUUUGCCAGGAGAGGACAGUACGAACGGCAGAGGAUUUAUGUGCCAAAACCCAGACGAGUCACUGUUCCUCUGGUAAAAAUCGCCCCUACUUCUCCUCAAAAUGCAUCAUAUCCUCUUAAGAUCAACUGCUCCGAGCUCACGCAAAGCUGCUUGCCCCACUCCGGCUGCUGUGACCCGUGUGCCACGUGCCACUGCCACUUCUUCAACGCGAUCUGCUACUGUCGGAGGGUGAGCUCGCAGUGCGAGAAGAAAACUUAGAUGAGCUGUGCAGAGAUGCCAUCACCCCACUUGGACGUGCUACGACGGUUUGCUCCAACACUUCAACGCACAAACUGAUGGGACAUUGGUUCAACUAUGGCUGCCUCCUGAUGAGCAUUCAUAGCAGUCUAAGAGACGAUUUGUGUACCUCUGGUGACAGGCGGCUGCUAGGGCUAUCCACCACAUGUAUAAGCUUAACUUCUUCUGUGAAUUUAUUUGAAAAGUACUUUCUGUGUAUUAUCAGUAUUAUCAUUAUCCACCGACUACCUACAUUGACCAGCCACAACAUUAUGACCACUGACAGGAGAGACAAAUAUAACACAAAUACAGUGUUAGGGAGGUGGUCACAAUUUGUGCCUGAGCCGCUUGUUUUAUAACGUAUUAUUAAUAUCAUUAUGUCUGUAACCUUAUGAACUACACAAAAGGUCAUUAUCUGAUUAAAGUUUUGGAAUCUGUAAUUUUUUUUGUCAUAAAUUCAUGAAGUCUUCA
Molecule: messenger RNA, 1047 nt
Organism: Mugil cephalus (flathead mullet)
Lineage: Eukaryota; Metazoa; Chordata; Actinopteri; Mugiliformes; Mugilidae
Product: agouti-signaling protein-like
Exons: 3
Coding region: 151-558 (135 amino acids)
Biological process (GO): neuropeptide signaling pathway; adult feeding behavior; positive regulation of feeding behavior
Cellular component (GO): extracellular region
Molecular function (GO): type 1 melanocortin receptor binding; neuropeptide hormone activity
Source: RefSeq, a predicted model, not a curated record